Molecule: messenger RNA, 1395 nt
Organism: Tetrahymena thermophila SB210
Lineage: Eukaryota; Ciliophora; Oligohymenophorea; Hymenostomatida; Tetrahymenidae
Exons: 8
Cellular component (GO): mitochondrion
Source: RefSeq, a predicted model, not a curated record
AUGUUUGCUUUAAAGUUCACAAAUUAAAUAUUAUAGUUGAAUAGAAUACAAAAUAGUUUAUAUUAGAAAAUUGCUUGCUAAUUUUCUUUAUCUUCAAGUUUUAAAUCGCGUUCAAAGUUAGGUGAGUUUUAUAAAAAUGUACAUCCAGAUGUCUUAGGCAAUGCUCCUGAAAAAAUUAAAGAAGAGAAUGGCAGAUCAUUGAGAUAGUUAAAUUAAUACCUUGAUUCUCUAUCAUAAAAUCAGGGCGCUUAAUAACAAAAAUUGGUAUUUUAUGUGCCUGAUAAAGUCAAUAAAAAAGCUAAAAAGUACCUAUAAAUAGAAGUUAGGUUGAAUGAUUUAAAUCCAAACGUAACUUAAGAAACUCUACAGCUUCAUAUGGAUUAGACUAUUGCUAUCUUGCUGAAUGAACUCAAAGAAGUCAGAAUUAAAACAAAUCCUUUCUUAGCUGAUCAAUUAAAAAAUCAAAAAGAUUCCUCUGAUGCCUAGAAUUUCGUAAAUGAAGGAGAAGAUGAAGAGAGUGUAUUUUAAAGAUAUUAACAAACAAUGGGGCCAAUGAAGAAACAUGAAACUUUCAUAGAAUCAAUGGAAAAAAAAUUAUAUUAAGGCAAACUAGGAAGCCUCAUAUUUUAACACAUAAAUGAAUAUAAUUACUUGAAAACAAUAGAAAGAAUUAGAGAAGAAAUGUAUGAUAUGGACAAACCAUCUCAAAAACCUCUACUCUGGGCUAAGAUCUUGGCAGAUGAUACUGGGUAUUUGAUCAACACAGAACAGUUAUUUUCUGAUCUUAUAGAUCCUAGAUUAAUAUUUAUAGAUGAAACACUUAACAAAUAAGAAAUAGAUUAAUUCAUGUCUACUUUAAUACAAGAUGAAGUCUAGAUGCAAACUAAGAAAUUUUAAAAAAUUAAAGAAGUAUUCCAUCAUAUGGAAAACUAGUCUCCUUAAAUAUGUCUCUAUGUCACCAGAAAAUACAGUGGCAGUGACAUGCCUGGAUUUUUUUCAAUUCCAUUUAAUUUCAAUCCUGAUGAUAUUGCUAAGAAAUAUGAAGAGUAUGCACCUUCUAUAAUUUAAGCUCGUUAAGAAAUAGAUUACUUAGCCAAUAAAGUUGAUAAGCUUACAAAAGAAAUAAUAAAACAAUUUGAAAUAAAAGAUAUAAAAAUUCCUUAAGCGAAGAAUGUAGAAGAAUAUAACUAGCAAAUAUUAUUUUUAAAGAAACUUAAAAAGCUGAUUUUGGAUAUAUACACUAAUGAUAGAGAUUUAUUAACAUAAAUUAAACUAAAAAGAAUUGUUUGUUUUAAUGAUAAAGAAAAAUAUGAUUAAGCAGCUUCUUAUAUUAGUGCUUACGAUAUAAACUUAUAAUACAUAUUCUCAGAAGAAGAGUUUUUUAAACAAGUCUGA